This is a messenger RNA of Haplochromis burtoni (Burton's mouthbrooder), 5125 nucleotides long. Its product is annotated as COPI coat complex subunit beta 2. The coding region runs from base 698 to 4300 and encodes 1200 amino acids. Gene Ontology annotation, molecular function: protein binding; structural molecule activity. The record is from RefSeq and is a predicted model, not a curated record. The transcript has 22 exons. Gene Ontology annotation, cellular component: COPI vesicle coat. Gene Ontology annotation, biological process: retrograde vesicle-mediated transport, Golgi to endoplasmic reticulum; intracellular protein transport; intra-Golgi vesicle-mediated transport. NCBI's taxonomy places the organism in Eukaryota, Metazoa, Chordata, Actinopteri, Cichliformes, Cichlidae.
UCCACGUUGGAGGAAGCUGUGUAAAUCACACAGCGGCUGAGAUAUACAGGCCGGAAAUUUCUGUCUUCACAAGAAAAGAUUUGUGCUGUUGCUGAGAUAUACGAAUUGAAAUGUGUUUGAAAUGGUGCUCACCCCCAAAAAACAGGAAGCAGCACAUAUAUAAACCUGCAUACAUACUGUAAAACGGGAUACAAUCCCGUAUAGCCCACUGUAACUUGUUGAAAUAUCUACCUUUAUAUAUUUAGUGUUGCAUUAAUUACUAUACCUAAUAGUUAAAAAAUUAUUCACAGCUAAUGUGUAGCUCUGAUAACGAGAAAACCUGUUAUAAAAUGGUGUUUUCUGAACCAUAUUUAUAUGUGCAGAACAACUGCUAGCUUAGCUUUCCUAAGUGUGAACACGCAGAGCUAACAUCUUGUUAUUGAAGAAAUACUAGUCACUUAUUUGCACUAACGCCUUUAAAGCUAGCAAAAUCUACAAGACGGGUGUUUAUACUGAGCCUUUUGGUUCUAUAUUCGGCUUUAUAACGCUGUUGAAAUUUGGGCGUUCAGGCUUAUUUUGGAAAAUCUGUACCGGAGGUAGUUUUUGAAGCUCCUCGAACUUUCUUACAGAAACUUCCUCCGCUGAGCUCCACAGGCAGGCAGCAGUGAGGCCCGUAUUUACAGUGGACAGCACCGCAGAGACUCACCGAUAUGCAGCCAUGCCUCUGAGACUGGACAUCAAGCGGAAGCUGACAGCUCGGUCAGACCGGGUGAAGAGUGCGGACCUGCAUCCCACUGAGCCGUGGAUGGUGGUCAGCCUCUACAGCGGCACCGUGGUGGUCUGGAACCAUGAAACACAGACGAUAGUGAAAACAUUCGAGCUGUGUGAUCUGCCUGUAAGAGUGGCCAAGUUCAUAGCCAGGAAACACUGGGUCAUCACUGGAGCCGAUGACAUGCAGGUCCGAGUGUUUAACUACAACACGCUGGAGAGAGUUCACUUGUUUGAGGCUCACUCUGACUACAUCCGAUGCAUCGUUGUCCACCCCACACAGCCGUACAUCCUCACCAGCAGUGAUGACAUGUUGAUCAAGCUGUGGGACUGGGACAGAAAGUGGUUGUGCAGUCAAGUGUUUGAGGGACACACUCACUAUGUCAUGCAGAUUGUCAUCAACCCCAGAGAUACCAACCAGUUUGCCAGUGCCUCGCUGGACAGGACUAUUAAGGUGUGGCAGCUGGGCUCCAAGACUCCCAACUUUACUCUGGAGGGCCAUGAGAAGGGAGUGAAUUGUAUUGAUUACUACAGUGGCGGAGACAAGCCGUACCUCAUAUCAGGGGCUGAUGAUCGCCUGGUCAAGAUCUGGGAUUAUCAGAACAAAACGUGUGUUCAGACUCUGGAAGGUCACGCUCAGAAUGUGACCUGCGUCAGCUUCCAUCCGCAGCUGCCAAUCAUUCUCACAGGCGCUGAAGAUGGCACUGUUCGUGUGUGGCACUCCAACACCUACCGGCUGGAAAACACACUCAACUAUGGCAUGGAGCGGGUGUGGUGCAUAUGUGGCCAGCCCGGCUCCAACAGUGUGGCUAUAGGCUUUGAUGAAGGCAGCAUCAUCAUCAAGAUUGGUCGAGUGGAGCCCGUCAUGUCCAUGGACUCUAGCGGGAAGGUCAUCUGGGCUCGUCACUCUGAAGUGCAGCAGGCCAACCUAAAGGCACUGGCAGAGACUGAGAUAAGGGAUGGAGAGAGGCUCCCUCUGAGUGUGAAAGACCUGGGAAGCUGUGAGAUUUACCCCCAGACAAUCAGACACAGCCCUAAUGGGAGAUUUGUAGUGGUGUGUGGGGAUGGGGAGUAUAUCAUCUAUACUGCCAUGGCUUUGAGGAACAAGAGCUUCGGCUCUGCUCUGGAGUUUAUCUGGGCACAUGACUCUUCACAGUAUGCAGUCAGAGAAGGCAACAGUGUGGUCAAAAUAUUUAAGAACUUCAAAGAGAAGAAGACAUUCAAACCCGAAUUUGGAGCUGAAGGCAUCUUUGGUGGCUUCCUACUAGGAGUGAGGUCAAACAGCGGCCUGGCCUUUUACGACUGGGAGAGCUCUGAAUUGAUUCGGCGUAUUGAGAUCCAGCCUAAACAUGUCUUGUGGUCUGACUCUGGGGAGCUCGUCUGUAUCGCUACAGAUGAGUCUUUUUUCGUGCUGCGCUACCUACCAGAGCGAGUGUCCACAGCCCAGGAGUCUAAAGAAGGGGUGACAGAAGAUGGGAUAGAGGCUGCCUUUGAGGUGCUGGGGGAGGUCCAAGAGGUGGUAAAGACAGGGGUUUGGGUGGGAGACUGCUUCAUCUACACCAGCUCUGUUAACAGACUCAGCUAUUAUGUAGGAGGAGAGAUAAUCACCAUUGCUCACAUGGACAGGACGAUGUAUCUGCUGGGCUACAUCCCGAAGGAUGACCGUCUCUACCUCGGAGACAAGGAGCAGAACGUUAUCAGCUAUUCGCUGCUGCUUUCUGUGCUAGAAUAUCAGACAGCUGUCAUGAGGAAGGACUUCAGCACUGCUGACAAGGUUCUACCCACGAUUCCCAAGAAGCAGCAGACCCGUGUAGCCCGCUUCUUGGAGAAACAGGGCUUUAGGCAGCAGGCCCUCGCUGUGUCCAAUGACCCAGAGCAUAAGUUUGAACUUGCUCUGCAGCUGGGAGAGCUCAAGACAGCCUAUCAACUGGCCCUGAAAGUGGAGUCAGAACAAAAAUGGAAGCAGCUGGCAGAGCUUGCAACUACAAAGUGCCAGUUUAGCUUGGCUCAGGAGUGUCUCCACCAAGCUCAGGAUUAUGGGGGAUUAUUGCUUCUGGCCACCACUUCAGGCAACGUUGACAUGGUGGGCCAACUGGCUGAGGGGGCAGAGAGAGAUGGGAAGACCAACGUGGCCUUCCUCACCUACUUCCUGCAGGGGAGAGUGGACAAAUGUCUGGACCUUUUGAUCAAAACAGAUCGACUGCCAGAAGCUGCAUUCCUGGCAAGAACAUAUGUGCCCAGCCAUGUCUCAAGGGUGGUGAAACUCUGGAAGGAGAGUCUUUCCAAGGUCAACCAGAAGGCAGCAGAUGCUCUGGCUGACCCCAGCCAGUACACCAACCUGUUCCCUGGCUUCCAGCAAGCCCUGCUGGCUGAGCAGUACCUGAAGGAGACUCAUGUCGGGGUCAGACCUGCUUCAGAAUACCCUCUCAUUACGCCAAAUGAAGAGCGCAGUCUUCUGGAGGAAUCAGCAGGUUUUAGACCUAAAGGAGAAAUCACUGACUCAGAGCAAGGGGCGGAGAGCAUUAGUGAGGCCACCAGUGUGCCAGCAGUAACAGAAAGUAAAUAUUCAAAAGUUGCAGUAGUGGAGGAGGACACUUCAGUAAAACAAGAGUCGACUGAUCCCGUUUCAGCAAGUGAAGAAGAAUCUGUCCUGAGAGGAGCAGACCCUUUUCCUACUGCUGCUACAGAAGAACAAGCAGUGUCAGAAUCAGGCGAGUUUAAAGCAGUGGAGGUGGGCACUAAAGCAGACACUCUAGUCUCUGUAGAGGAAAUCACCAGGAUUCCUGAUGAGGAGGCUGAGAUGGUACAGCUCAGUCCUGUGGAAGAUGUCAGGUCAUGUGUGAAGAAAGACGUUCAGGAAUUAUCUUCAGAAACUGAAGCUCCACCUGCUGUCUGUGCUUCUGAAACAGAAACCACUCUAACAACACAAGAAGCACCAAAUGAGGCAUUAGCAGCUGAGGAUGUCCUGGUUAGCGCUGGUCUGACGGACGAUAAUGAAGUUACGUCCGAGCCUAUAGCACCUGGGGAAAUGAUCAUUCAUCAAGAUCUGGAAAAAGAUAGGAUCGCCUCAGAAGUUCCAGGUUCAAUGGGUGGAGCAGCAGAAACAGAAGAGACUCCUGUUACGUGCGAACUUGUUGCAGAAACAGCACCUUCACACACAGCAGUGGAGGAGCUCAUCUCUUUUGAAACCGCAGAUGUUCCAGCGCUGGACGCAGCUGUCCAGAUUUUACCGGAGCUGACCCUGGAUCCUCUGCUAGACUUGCUUGAAGAUGCAGCGCCAGUACUGAAGCCUGUCCCAGCACAAGAACGAGAACAAGAGAAACAAACUGGAGAACUUCCAGUAAAGCCUCCUGUUAUUCACAAGGCUGAGCCAGAGGUUUUAGCCCUCACUGUAGCUCAUGCAGAAGGUCAUGCAGCAGAAGAGGAAGGUCCUGAAAGACCUGAGGUACUGCCAGAGGACCUCGAGGCGAAUAAUGAGGCUCUGGACAACUUUGACCUGGAGGAUAUUGACACCACAGAUGUCAACCUAGAUGAAGAGUUCCUGGGUGAAUAGAAACUAGCCUUUCACAAGCCAUUUUUUUCUGUUCAGUGAUGCGAGUUUCAUAAAUCAAAACAAUUAAGACUGAAGUGAAUAUUAUUAGGCAUUUGCAUUCUUAGUUCUGGCCUAAACCCUUAUCCAAACACGACAAAAAACAGCCUCCCAACUGCCCAGAUCCCAGACUAAUCGAACACAAUGGAAUAAGCCCAACCCACCUACCUUGCAGCCCACAAAUCCCAAAGUAUCUGCUCUCGAUGCACGAUGCCAGACACCGUGAAAACCCUUAGGAAGCCCGUCUAUGCUUCAGUGGGACAGAACUGUUUUGCUGGUUUCCAGCCACAACUCUGAUGAGACCAGGCUGUAUUUUAACACUAUCUGCAUAUGCAGAGUAUUAAAGCCAAAAAUGUACUGACAGACAAAUAGGCAUUUCUUCAUUGUUGCUAGUGUGCCUUUAUGAUUUUAUUUUAAAUGGUUCGUAUCUUUAAAUAAAUACUUUGGGGUUUGCUGUGUCUCAAAUCUAAGUGCUUCACGCUUUACUUGCUGACAGAAACAUAGCCUUCAUAGGAAAGAAUCGCAAUACCUCUCCCACAAGCAUCACAGCAUUUUAUCUAAGACUCCAAAUUACCAUUUCACCGGUUCAAUGCGAGUUAAAUGUUCCGCAUGCAAUUCCACUUUAUGUAUACACCACGUCAUGCAAACCCUCCAUUUGGUUCUUCUCAUUGUCUUAAAUGAUAAAGUCAUAAUUUUAUUUUUAAGCUUAUUAAAUGAUCAAAAACAUACAAAAUGUUGCUGUUGUUAGUGUGUUUAACAUGGUUUUCUGCUUCCUUUGAAAUAAAAACU